Ilyonectria robusta is the source of this 1857-nucleotide messenger RNA. RefSeq lists its product as uncharacterized. NCBI's taxonomy places the organism in Eukaryota, Fungi, Ascomycota, Sordariomycetes, Hypocreales, Nectriaceae. Gene Ontology annotation, biological process: DNA-templated transcription; positive regulation of transcription from RNA polymerase II promoter by galactose. The transcript has 5 exons. Gene Ontology annotation, molecular function: DNA-binding transcription factor activity, RNA polymerase II-specific; zinc ion binding; RNA polymerase II cis-regulatory region sequence-specific DNA binding. The record is from RefSeq and is a predicted model, not a curated record. Gene Ontology annotation, cellular component: nucleus. The coding region runs from base 1 to 1857 and encodes 618 amino acids.
AUGUCGACACCGAGGACCACGAAUGAGCGCCGCAGGCGUGCAGCAAUGAGUUGCGAUAGAUGUAAAAAUCGGAAAACAAAGCGUCCGUAUUACAGAGUCUCCGAGGAGGAAUUCCGAUGCAUGACGCAGAUUAUCGAGCAUUUGAUGCCAAACACGGAACUGAACCUUCAGACACUAAAGGCCUACGUCUCUGACUUGGGCAACAACGUCACCGAGAACCCGCCUACGCCAUCGACGACUGAUGUUGUUGUGUCUCCGUCUUGUGCCAUCCCUAGUCCUAGUUCUCCGGUGGAAGAACCUUCGGCCAACGAGGGCGCCAUCAUUGCUGAAGAAAUCAAUGGUGUUUACAGUGAUGUAGGGCGGUUGAGGGUGGACUCUAGAGGUGUUCAGAGAUAUGUUGGUGAGAGUUCAUCAUAUCUCUUUCACUCAGCAGUUCGAUCUCUUAAACGUCCCCGGUUGCCGGAUACACCGAAAAGCCAGAUCCUCGCACCACUCACGGCUACUGAAAUCGUUCCACCACCAACCCCAGAAUCUUCACUGGGUGUCAAAUAUACCCCUCGACAGAUCAACCUUCCCUAUAGGGAGCUCUGUAAUCGUUGCAUCGACCGCUUCUUUCGCGACGUCCAUUCGGUCUAUUGGUUUUUCUCGGCUGAGCAACUGCAUGCUACUCUUGACCGGAUCUAUGCUGGCGACGCCACAGCUGCAACUCCUGCUACCUUGUGCAGCCUUUAUUCCAUAUUGGCGUUGACUUGUGAAAGUGAGACUCACGGCGAAUGGUCGAAUACCUCUAUGCGACCUUCUGUUACGUAUCUUACGUUGGCGAAGGCUCUUGUGCCUACACUGUGUGAUGACGCGGACAUUGAUAGUCUACGUGCGCUGUGUCUCCUGGGAUUGUCAUUAUCUUGUUCCAUGUUUGGAAACACAGCAUACAUAUACGUCGGUUCUGCCGCGAGGAUUGCAUUCACCCUCGGCUUACAUGCUCGGGACACUGUUGAGUCCAGUCAUGACCUCCAAGAGCAAGUCAGCGUGCGGCUGUUUUGCAGCUUGUAUCUUCUAGAUCUUGAUACAGCUCUUUGCUACGGAAACCCACCUGCAAUUUAUGAAGGGAUUCUUUCCAGCGUUCCGAGAACUCCCUCAGAGCAUACCCUGGGCCCCGGCUCAAAUAUGCCACUGGAUUAUCUUGAAACCUCGUGCAGGCUGGCUCACCUAAGACAUGGCCUAAGCAAAUUGAUGUACCAGAAGCCUACUUCGAAUUCACCUCGACUCUCAAUCUCAUCCGUUUCAGCGGCCAUCCGUGGUCUUCGGGAGUUCUAUUCAGCAAUGCCUUCUCAUCUUCGAUACUAUGACAAAGUUGCAACCUUUCACGAGCGCUCAGUAGCUGUGCUUCAUCUGCGAUACUGGAGUGCCAUUAUUUUCGCAACACGUCCCUUCCUACUCUACAAGGUACUGCAUGCACAGAAACUCGGUGAAAGUCCAAAACAGAAGUGGUUCAAUGAAUUCGGAAACAUGUGUGUAGACGCUGCACAAAAUUCUCUCUCGAUUAUUUCUUUUCUGAGAGAACGAGGGCUAUUAACCAGUCUGGUUGUCUUCGACUGCGGAUGCAUUCUUGAAGACAUGCAAGUUUUCCUUCUUGCACUGGUCGCUUCAGACCCCCCUACGCACAAGCUCAAUGCUGAGGCUUGUUUACACACUCUCCAGGGAAUGGAGCAGAUCUUCUGGACGAAGCAUGCACUGCCGGAGGUAACCGCUCAAUUGGAAGAAUACGGUAUCUUGAACAGCGAGAACAGGAUUGACAGUUCAAAUUCUCAACAACCCGAUCUCGUGUUCUUGGACUUUGCGCAGAACGGUGAAUCGUAA